UAAGUCAGAUUGCCAGACAACAGGUAUGGUGGUUGAGAAAGACCCUGUUAGAGACCUUCAACUCCACCAAGUCCUCCAUUUGAACGGAGGAGAUGGAGACAAUAGCUAUUCCAAUAACUCAUUACUUCAGAAGAAGGUGAUGUUAAAGGCAAAGCCCAUUCUACAAGAAACAAUUCUGCAGCUGUACGGCAAGAGUUUCCCAGAGUGCAUAACAAUGGCAGACAUGGGGUGCUCUUCAGGACCAAACACUUUCCUGCCAAUAUGGGAGGUCAUAGAGGCCAUUGAUGAAACAUGCCGCAAGUUGAAUCGGAAGCCUCCGAUUUUGCAGGUGUUCUUGAAUGAUCUUCCAAGGAAUGAUUUCAACUCCAUCUUCAGGUCAUUGCCAGGUUUUCAUAAGAAACUUGAGGAGGAGAUGGGUGGCAAGUCUGGGCCUUGUUUCAUAGCUGCCAUGCCUGGAAAUUUCUAUGGGAGGCUUUUUCCAGCUCGUUCCCCUCACUUUGUUCAUUCUUCUUAUAGUCUCCACUGGUUCUCUGAGGUACCGAGAAUUCCACUGAACAAAGGGAACAUUUACCUGGCAAAGACAAGCCCUCCUGGUGUCCACAAGGCAUACUUGGAUCAAUUUGAGAAAGACUUCACAGCAUUUUUAAGAUCCUGGUCAGAAGAGAUGAUUCCUGGAGGUUGUAUGGUGCUUACCAUCUAUGGAAGAGAUGAGAACAAUGAUUCUUCUGUCAAACACAGCCCCACCAUCUGGGAAUUUUUUGGGAUGAUGCUAAAUGACAUGGUAUUAGAGGGAUUGAUUGAAGAAUCGAAGCUGGAUUCCUUCAAUAUUCCAUUCUAUGGAACGUUAGCUGAAGAAGUAAGAGAUGUGAUUCAAGCAGAAGGAUCUUUCACCAUCAAACGGCUUGAAUCCUUCCAUGUAAGUUGGGAUGCAAGCAUCGAUGAUCGUUACAGAGAUACAAUGGAUAAGUAUACGAAAGGCAAGUUCGUGGCAAAGAGAAUGAGAGCUAUUAUGGAGUCCAUACUAGCAAGGCAUUUUGGAGACGAAAUCGUUGAUGUUAUGUUCCAAAGAUUUUCGAUCAAGAUAGGAGAGUACAUGGAAACAGUCAAUGGUGCAUACAACAAUCAUGUAGUUUCCAUGGCUAAGGCAUGAAUCCUUCCUUGGAUUUCUCAGUUGUCAUCGGAUGACGACUCUCUCGGUUUUAAAUAAU
Molecule: messenger RNA, 1208 nt
Organism: Populus euphratica (Euphrates poplar)
Lineage: Eukaryota; Viridiplantae; Streptophyta; Magnoliopsida; Malpighiales; Salicaceae
Product: probable caffeine synthase 3
Exons: 4
Coding region: 26-1150 (374 amino acids)
Molecular function (GO): methyltransferase activity
Source: RefSeq, a predicted model, not a curated record